This is a messenger RNA of Aspergillus alliaceus, 1051 nucleotides long. RefSeq names its product HIT family protein. Gene Ontology annotation, molecular function: catalytic activity. Gene Ontology annotation, biological process: nucleotide metabolic process. NCBI's taxonomy places the organism in Eukaryota, Fungi, Ascomycota, Eurotiomycetes, Eurotiales, Aspergillaceae. The record is from RefSeq and is a predicted model, not a curated record. Bases 121 to 537 code for a protein of 138 amino acids. The transcript has 6 exons.
AAGCAAACCCCGCAUUAACAUCAAGUCUUAAGUCUUUUCUUCUCCUGUUGUACUCAGAUUCCUCAGUAUUUCCUUGCUAUAUAUCUCAUAAAUAUCAAAUACAAGUUCUACUCUAUCAACAUGUCUUCCGCUGCGUGUAUCUUCUGCAAGAUCAUCAAGGGUGAUAUCCCUUCUUUCAAGCUCUUCGAGAGCGACAAGGUCUUUGCCUUCCUUGAUAUCCAGCCUCUGAGCCGUGGCCACGCGCUCGUGAUCCCCAAGUACCACGGCGAAAAGCUCACCGAUAUCCCCGACGAAUACCUCAAUGAAGUCUUGCCCGUCGCAAAGAAGCUCGCCCAAGCCGUCGACGCCAAGGACUACAACGUCCUCCAGAACAACGGCACGAUCGCGCACCAGGUCGUCCCUCAUGUUCAUUUCCACAUGAUCCCCAAGCCUAACGAGACGGAGGGUCUUGGUGUAGGCUGGCCCGCCCAGGCUACGGAUAUGGAUACGCUUAAGGCUUUGCAUGCGGAGCUCAAGGCGAAGAUUUCGAAGAUCUAAAUGCCAUAGGAUUGUAUGUCGUGCCUGGGGAUCGAUCCCGUGUGAAAAUGCUGGGUGUUGGUGUUGCGACCAUGAUUGCAUUUGUAUCACGUAUCUUAAAGGUGACAUGGCAUGCAAAAUCUAUCCUUGGAUGUUGAGAUGCUAUGCUAAGCUAUUCAAUUAUGUAAUAUAUAGCUGGCUGGUGUUAGGGUCUGUAUAGAGUGCUGUAACCGGCAGCAACAGGAGUAGGUACUGGCCACUUAAGCGUCGCUAUGAUCGCUUAGGUACUUAGCAGUUUUACUUGUGGUCAGGGCGGGCGUUCCCUCAAAUCCCCUAAAAACAGACCCAAUUUAUCUGAUAAAUGGACGGCUCCACUGGUUUGCUCGUUUGGCAGGAUCAUUCCUUCUGAGAAUGGUUAUUAUGAACAUAUCUCAAUUUUGGGACAAGGACCAUUGUUUCAUUGGGUGGCUUUUCAGUUUUAAUUACAGCAUAUAAAGUUGGACUGUAUAUGUCGAUUCUACAUGCAUCAAUCUAC